AACUCCAGACGUCGCUUUCACUGUCAGAGCAUUAACAAUGCUGCGUGUUUGUGCUUAUAACACAUAUCUGGGAGCCCUUUCCGUAUGAUGCAGCUGAUACUUGACUCUUGAACAGAUAUAAUCACCUCCCAGGGCUGUCAUGUUGCUCCCCUCUGACGUCGCUCGGCUGGUUUUGGGAUACCUGCAGGAAGAGGGACUGUCAAACACAAGCCAGGCUCUCAUCCAUGAGAGCCCCAACCUGAGGGAAUAUGCAGACCACACGACAGAUGACGGGAAUAUUCCUGCCUGCGUUUUUUCUGUAUUUGGGAAGGGCCUAACAACCAUUUUAAAUGAGUAUGUAGCUACCAAGACAAAAGAGUCCUGUCAUGAAGUACCUCUCGUGAUGACAUCAUUGUGGAAAAAACUGGACUUCACACUCAACCAAAUCAAAUCUUUGCAGAAUUCUCCUUCUAUAUCAGCAAGUCAAAGAGCACGUUCGCGCAUCGGGGUGGCCAACAUGGCUCGGCAGCGCGUCCUGACCGUGGCUUCUGCUAGUGGUGUCGUGUGCUCAUCAGUCUCUGAAACGAACACCUUCAUCAGCCCAGCCUACACCUCCCACUGCAUGCUUGGCCACUCCACUCCCGUGUCCUUCACUGGCCCACACACCAGAACAGCUGCAAGCAACAGUCCACAGCUGGAAAUCAACGGCAGCAGAUUACUAAAUACACCCAGGGAUUCACCCGUACAUGUCAGUGUUUUAGAAUCCCGGCUAAAUCCUGGUCCAAUGUCUCCUUGUCGACGGAAAUGGGAUACCCCCAGGAAGAGAAGUGGUGCUCAGAGUGGGUCCAGUGGCCCAAGCAAAUCCACCGUGACUGCCAGUAGUGUCAACCCAGAACCCCAACCCGAGGAGAUCGUUGAUGAAAACUUUCCUCAACUCCUGAUACAGAAUGCACGUAACAAGAUAUUGGGAGACAGGUCGUUGCAAGAGAAGCUUGCGGAAAAUAUCAACAAAAUCCUUGCCAACGAACCAACACCCCAAGCAGCAAAGGCGUCUUCAAGCACCAUGGAGGCAGACCAGUCCAUAGAUGAAAUUCUGGGAUUACAGAGUGAAAUUCAUAUGAGUGAUGACGCCAUCCAUGACAUUUUGGAGCAAACAGAGUCUGAUCCAGCUUUUCAGGCUCUCUUUGACCUCUUUGAUUGCCAGAAAACCAAGCUCGCUGAUGGAGAAACAGGGGAAGGAGAUAUCGGUAGCAGUCAGGAAGAGAAUGACAAUGCUGGACCUUUAGCCCGGGCCCUUCAGAGUAAUGAUCCAGUUGCUGCCUGCCAAGACUCAAAUCCCUCUGAUUCAACGCCAGCACUAAAGAUAAGAGCUGGACAGGAGCGUAAGACCAGGAAGUCUACUGGUGCCCCCUUGUUAAGGAAAACGGUUAUUGACUCUAGCGGCAGAUCAUCCAGAAUUGAGAACAGCUCAGCCAGAUUAUUAGUGAGUCCUCGGGAGCACAGAAGCCCCUCAUCUGCUGCAGUCGACUGUAACUUUAAAGAAACAUCCUCACUCCUGAAUAACAAUGUUGGUCCAACUCCAAUGGAUGUUGAUGAGCCACCAGUUGCACUUCCCCUGCCCUUAGAGACUCUAAUCACUCAAGAGCCCACCUGUCAGGAGAGCAUCACCACCACAGCUGCCUUCACUAAAUCAGCUGCAGUUCCCUCAUCGAUGGACUCUGCUGAAUUUGAUGUGCCAGAAGAAACACUGGCCUCAAAUAUGGACAAACAACAAGACAAUGAGCAAACACAGACACCUGUUAGAGAACGAUCUUCAUCUGUAAGUGAUCAGCCUAGGUUUUUGUCUCCUGAGGAAGUUCAGCUGAAAAACACUCCUGAAGUGGCUGCUAGCCCGCCUCAUACUUCGGUUUCAAGCUGUGCAGAACAUGAUCUGCCAGUGUCUGCUCUUUCAGGUCCAACUGUCUCUGUGUGCUCGGCCGUUACAAUGGCCUCGCCGGCGUCAACUCCCACUCCUGAACCUACAUUACCCACAGUUGCCUCUACCUCAUCAGCUUUUACAGCUACAGCUGCCUCAUCCACACCUGCCUCUCCGGGGUCGUCCGUGGUUCCAGGAACACCCAGUGCUUCAAACACCAACGCCUGCACCCCAACCAAGGCUGGAGGAGACCCCAGCAACAUAGUGUCUUUGAAGAUCAUCAUAAGUGAUAACCAGGAUGAAGGUGGUUCCACAGGCACAGCCUUGAAUCAGGCAGUUUCAAACAUUUCUGUGGACAAAAUGCCCACCAUCUACCUUUCUAAUUCUCCAGCUAAGUCUCCUGGAGGCCCUGGCACUCCAAAGGCCAACUUUGACGAGGUGGCACAGGCAGUAAAUGGAUUACAAAGCUCUGAGGCACAUGACAGCCCUCUUAGCUGUAAAUCUGGAACAGUAGUUGCAUCACCAUUAAGCGGGACUUCACAAUUCCAGCAGAGAUACAUAAUUCAGUUACCCGUAGACACAACUAACCCUGGCCUCCAAGGAUCUCCUGCCAGCUAUUUCCUUGUCAGCCCAACUAGGGACAUUCAAGCCAGGCAGGUGCUGCUGCCUGCAGGCGUCUCAAAGGGGCAGCAGCCGUUUCCCAGCAGUCAGUCUGGGGUAACCACGGCAACUCAGUCCCAAGGCUUCUCCACAGGGUCAGCGGUUGUCUUACCAUCACCUGUAAAGCCUGUGGUCCUUCCUGGUUCUGUACUGGGACAAAAUACUGUGGGGAAGGUCCAGAUGGUGUCCAAUCAGCUUGUUGAUAUACCAAACCCUGUACCAGUACAACAAAAGAAAACUAUCAUACCCACUGAAAAAGCAGCCAAACACGCUGCAACUUCUGGCACAGAGGAAAAUCUGGCUGAUGAGGUGGUUCAACCUGAAAACACAGGCCAGCAGGAUGUAGUAAAAGGUCCCAAUCACAAAAGAAUUUUAUUUUUUGACUCUUCAGCUUCUAAGGUUCAGUCCCAAACUGCCAAAACCAAAUCAGUGACUCCCAGUACAUCCAGAUCACAAUCCAUCCAGCAGACUGAUAAAGAUAAGAGACAGUCAGCAUCUCGAAUAAAACCUGCAAUCUUGGGUGGCAACAAACCAAAGAGGAGGAUAGAGACUAUCAGAUGUCCAACAAGUCCUCAGGCUGGAGUGGGCUUUGCAAAAGAACCUGUUGUUUCACAAACAGAGAAGAAAGAUCCUGUUAAAAAGAGCUCCCGGAAACAGGAGCUCGGUAUUCACAAUGACUUUAAUAAUGCAGGUUCUAGCAGUGCUUCACUGACUGAGAAAAAAUCUGAAUCUGGAGAAAGGUCCAAAUCUAUUGAUGGAAAAAACAGUCAUGACAGACGUAGUAAUGAAUUAAGAGCUAAUGAUAGUUGUACCACCAGGUCAUCAUCGUCUGAUUCUGCACUUAAAUCAGGAAGCAGGAAGGACAAAGAUGAGAGCAUUAGGAAAGAACAUGCAGAGAAGCCUCCUUUGAAAUCACGUGAGGGGCGAACAGAGAAAAGGACUCCGUCUCAAGAUACACCAAAUGUCACAGCCAACAAGGAGAACGAAAUAAUUGGUAGCAUGCAAGAGCAUCAACAACCGUCAACAACACCUUCAACGUCAGCAUCAAGAGACUUUGGUCCUCCAGUUGUCACACAGCUGACGUCUAACACACAGCCCAGGACUACCAAGGCCGCAUCGAAGACGAGCUCUCUGGCCAAACAGGCAGCUGAGAUGCUGCAAGACAUUCAAGGAUUCAGCUGCCCUUCCACUCCAGUCAAAAAGGCUGGAGCAAGCGGUUCGGACAUUAGUGUUCCUGGGACUGGCCAUAUCUAUGAGGCACCUCUUGAUUGUCCCAGAACUCCUUCCUACCAGAAGAGGCCUAAAGAUCAAGAGGGGACUCCCAAAAAUGUAACACUUCCCAACACCCCUGAAGUACCCGGCUGCAGCCCUGCCAGUGAAGCUGGGAGUGAAAACAGCAUUAAUAUGGCUGCACACACCCUCAUGAUUCUUUCACGCGCUGCCAUCGCCAGGACGGGCACCCCACUGAAGGACAGCCUACGCCAGGAGGAAGCAGGAGAAAAGUCGCCCGGAAGCUCAAAGAACUGUAAGAAACGCAAACUGUCUUCUCCCACAGACAGCCCCUCUGCAAAGAGAGAGUCUAAACGAUCUUCAGGCAAAAAUAAAGACAGAGAGAAGAAGAAACUUGCUGAUUCUUUUCCCCAUGAUUUGGAUGUGGAUAAGUUCUUGUCUUCUCUUCACUAUGAUGAAUGAAACCGGACAGGAGAAGUCUGGCAUGUUGCUGUCUACUUAGAUUACAGUCCAGGAAUAGAACAAGCCAUCUGCUAAGCCAGUGACUCUGGUUCCUUUAGGAACUGUGCCUGAGACGUUACAAACUAUAAUGUUUCCUCAGCUAUUGUGCUAUAAGGAUCCUUUUUUUGUUUUGUUUAUUUCCAGUGUAGUUUAUCUGGAAUAAAAUUGUUAUAUAAACCAGUUGGGAAACCAUGGCACUUUCUUUUUUCUUUAUUUUUAACAUGUUUUAACCAUCACUCUUAAUUACAGUUUAACUAACAGUAUAUUGUACAGUAAUGAUUUCGGGGGGGAACAUACAGUACAUAAUGAGUACAUGUUAUUAACAGGUGACUCAAAACAUUUUUGGUCAAUAUUUGACUCUUCUUUGAUAAAUCCAUCUAAUGCUUGUGGACAGGUUGAUUUGUCAAAGUGCAUUUUGCAAAUGGUGUCUACGAAUUAUUUAAAAACUCACACUUGUUUCAUAUUUGUGUGUGUAUGUUUAAAAAAAAAAAAAGUCUGGGUAAAAA
This is a messenger RNA of Cololabis saira (Pacific saury), 4791 nucleotides long. RefSeq names its product nuclear protein, ataxia-telangiectasia locus (gene npat). The coding region runs from base 140 to 4246 and encodes 1368 amino acids. Gene Ontology annotation, cellular component: nucleus. The transcript is spliced from 17 exons. Gene Ontology annotation, molecular function: transcription coregulator activity; protein binding. The record is from RefSeq and is a predicted model, not a curated record. Lineage: Eukaryota; Metazoa; Chordata; Actinopteri; Beloniformes; Belonidae.